This is a messenger RNA of Lycium ferocissimum, 4251 nucleotides long. RefSeq lists its product as uncharacterized. The coding region runs from base 139 to 3090 and encodes 983 amino acids. The record is from RefSeq and is a predicted model, not a curated record. NCBI's taxonomy places the organism in Eukaryota, Viridiplantae, Streptophyta, Magnoliopsida, Solanales, Solanaceae. Gene Ontology annotation, cellular component: EMC complex. Gene Ontology annotation, biological process: protein folding in endoplasmic reticulum. Gene Ontology annotation, molecular function: protein binding. The transcript has 12 exons.
AAAUAAGAAAAAAGUACUGAAAGCCGGCUAAGUUAAACCCCAAAGAGCUGGAAAAAUACAAAACUACUUCACAAAACUUCACUCAGAUCUAAUAUUUUUUUUUUUCAGUUCAAUUCUAACAACUAAUCGCCAUUAGCGAUGGCGAUUAGAGCUUUACUUAUGUGUAUCAUUUUGUUUUCUUCGUAUUACACAACCUUCGCUCUCUAUGAAGAUCAAGUCGGACUCAUGGACUGGCAUCAACAGUAUAUUGGAAAAGUUAAGAAGGCAGUGUUCCAAACACAAAAGGCUGGUAGGAAGCGUGUUGUUGUAUCUACAGAAGAGAAUGCAAUCGCUGCCCUCGAUCUUCGUCACGGAGAGAUUUUUUGGAGGCAGCUUUUGGGAGUCAAUGAUGCUAUUGAUGAAAUCGAUAUCGCCCUGGGAAAAUACGUUGUCACCCUAUCAUCAGGAGGAAGUGUCUUAAGAGCUUGGAACCUUCCUGAUGGACAGAUGGUGUGGGAGUCAUUCCUUGUUGGAUCAAAGCCCUCAAGAUCACUGUUGUUGACUCCAACAAAUUUGGGAGCGGACAAGGACAAUGUGGUUCUGGUUUAUGGCAAUGGUUGCCUGCAUGCUGUUUCAAGCAUUGACGGUGACAUCCUCUGGAAGAAGGAUUUAGCACAGAGCAGCAUCGACAUUCAACAUUUGGUUCAUCCUGUAGAAAGCGACACAAUAUAUGCUUUAGGAAUUCGUGAUACUUCCCAGUUUGAAGCAUAUGUAAUCAAUGUUAGGAAUGGUGAACUGCUGAAGCACAGUAGCAUGGAAUUUCCUGGUGGAUUUUCUGGUGAUUUGUCAUUACCUACAAGUGACAAAGCAAUCGUGCUUGAUUCAUCUGGGUCAAUUUUAGUCUCCAUAAGCUUUGUUGGUGGAGAAAUUAAAUUUCAAAAGGUCCAGAUUUCUGAUCUUCUUCAGGGUUACUCUGGUGCAGCAGAAUUAUUACCUUCCAAACUUGCAGGAAUGGUUGCCGUAAAAAUCGACAGAUCUUUGUUGUUUGUUAAAGUGAAAGAUGAAGGCACACUGGAUGUGGUUGACACAGUCCCUCAUGUUGAAGCUGUAAGCGAUUCUUUGUCUUUUGCUGAAGGCCAAACCGCUUUUGGGCUGAUUCAGCAAGAUGGCGCUAAAAUUCAACUUACUGUAAAGUCUAAUAAUGAUUGGAAGAGCCAUUUUCUCAAGGAAAGUAUUGAAGUCGACCAACAGAGGGGACUUGUGCACAAGGUCUUCAUCAACAACUAUGUCCGAACAGAUCGAACUUAUGGAUUUAGGGCUUUGAUUGUCAUGGAAGACCAUUCACUGUUGUUAUUACAACAAGGUGCCGUUGUCUGGAAUAGAGAAGAUGCACUUGCAUCUAUUAUAGAUGUAACAACCUCGGAGUUGCCCAUACAGAAGGAUGGUGUCUCUGUUGCAAAAGUGGAGCACAGCCUCUUUGAAUGGCUUAAGGGACAUUUGCUGAAACUAAAAGCGACUUUAAUGCUUGCAACUCCCGAUGAUGUAGCAGCAGUUCAGAAAAUAAGGUUACAAAGUGCUGAGAAAAGCAAGAUGACCCGGGACCACAAUGGAUUUAGGAAGCUACUCAUUGUACUUACACGAGCAGGGAAAGUUUUUGCACUUCACACAGGAGAUGGUCGAAUUGUUUGGUCUCGACUACUAAAUGCUUUCCGUAGAUCAGGAACUUGUGAAAGUCCAAGAGGGCUCAAGUUACAUCAGUGGCAGGUGCCCCAUCAUCACGCAUUAGAUGAAAACCCAUCAGUCCUUGUAGUUGGUACAUGUGGACAUAAUUCAGGUGCAUCUGGUAUUCUCUCCUUUGUUGAUGCAUACAAAGGAGAGGAGCUUAACUACUUAGCACCUGUUCAUUCCAUUGUGCAAGUUAUUCCUCUGCCAUUUACUGAUUCAACUGAGCAGCGACUACAUCUAAUAAUAGAUGCUGAGGGGUAUGCCCACCUGUACCCUAGAACUCCUGAGGCAGUUGACAUUUUUCAAAAGGAGCUGGGAAACAUAUAUUGGUAUUCAGUUGACAUAAACAAUAAUCUGUUAAAGGGGCAUGUGGUGAAGAAAAAUUGUGAACAGGAGAUAGCUGAUGGCUACUGUUUUGAAUCCAGUGACCUUUGGUCUGUUAUAUUCCCCUCAGAUUCGGAAAAUAUCAUCGCAACUUCAACCAGAAAAUUAAGUGAGGUUGUUCAUACACAAGCUAAAGUUAACGCUGACCAGGAUGUAUUAUAUAAAUAUAUAUCUAAGAAUUUGUUGUUUCUGGCCACUGUUACACCUAAAGCAAUUGGUGACAUUGGAUCAGCGACCCCUGAAGAUUCCUGGCUUUUUGUUUAUCUUGUUGACACAAUAACUGGCCGAGUGCUGCACCGUAUGUCUCAUCAUGGCUGUCAGGGACCUGUACAUGCAGUCUUUAGCGAAAAUUGGAUUGUCUAUCACUACUUCAACCUACGUGCACACAGAUAUGAGAUGUCUGUUGUUGAGGUCUAUGAUCAGUCUCGCGCGGACAACAAAGAUGUCCUGAAGCUUGUUCUUGGAAAGCAUAAUCUUAGUGCACCUGUUUCUUCGUACUCGCGUCCUGAAGUCAUGACUAAGUCUGCAUCUUACUUUUUCACACAUAGUGUGAAAACUGUAGCAGUUACCUCAACAGCAAAAGGCAUUACUUCCAAACAGCUGCUUAUUGGCACAAUUGGUGAUCAGGUUUUGGCACUUGACAAGCGUUUUCUUGAUCCUCGUCGAACAUUGAACCCUACUCAAGCUGAAAAGGAGGAAGGGAUUAUACCUCUUACUGAUACGUUACCAAUCAUGCCACAGGCUUAUGUCACACAUGCCCUUAAAGUGGAAGGCCUUAGAAGCAUCAUAACUAUACCGGCAAAGUUAGAGUCAACCACCCUCGUCUUUGCUCAUGGAGUAGAUCUCUUUUUCACUCGGCUCGCCCCUUCAAAGACAUACGACUCUCUCACUGAUGAUUUCAAUUAUGCUCUGCUUCUCCUUACCAUAGUUGCCCUAGUUAUAGCGAUUUUUGUAACGUGGAUUUGGUCCGAGAGGAAAGAUUUACAGGAAAAGUGGAGAUGAUUCAUUCAACCAACAGUGGAGGCAAGUCGAAGUCCAUUACACUUCCUUUAGUCGUUGUAUUGUUUGAGCACUCACCAUUUUUUGUCAUUUUAACUUAUCUUCUUAGCUUAGGUAGUUAAGCUGUAUUUUUUAGUAAUUUUGUAAAAUUGCCCCUCGCUAGUUUUUUCCUACAGAGGGAAGAAAAUUUGUGAAUUGAUAUUUCAUUCUUGCGGCAAGAGAUACAUAUAUUUCACAUAAUUAGGUUGUUAACAGUAACAUUUUUGCGAUGACAAAAAUGUCAACAUUACCUUCUUGGCUUUCAAUCGUGCUCUUCUUUGUUCCCCCCCCCCCCCCCCCCUUUCCGAAAAGGUAAAUGUAGAACUUUGUUUGUGCCUGGUACAACUGACACAAGUUGUAGGGAAGGGUGGAGGAUGAGACGAUUCUACAAUAAAAAAUUAGUUUUCCUAGAAAGUUUAGGAUUUAGAUUAUUAAUAAAAGGCUCUUGGUCUUUUAACUUCCGUUCUCUCUUUAUUUUCAACUUUCUUGCUUUCCCUAAUCAUUAUUUACUUGAUAAGCAACAAGAUAGACAAUGGUAGUAUUCAUUAUUCUUCAACAGAAGAUAAUGAAGAAGUUGAACUUUCACAAACGAUACCAACUGGAGAGCCUUCUGAUUCAAUUGAUGUGACAAAAUUUAUCUCUACACGAAGUUUAAGUAAAUGAAGACUUCAAAUCAUUUAGAGUCAUUAAAGUUAUAUACAAGAUUGGAGUCGCAAGAACAUGAACUAGAUCAUCAACUAAUGCUAUCACUCAGUUGAUGCAAUGUCUGUGUGUUUGUUUCAUAGCAGAGAAGAAUCUUAACAUAUAGCCCGACAUAAACACUUUUAGUUAAAAUAAUCUAAUGGAAAAAUACCUAUUCGUGUAUUUGUGUGUGUGAGAGAGAGAGAGAGAGAGUCACAUUAGCAUAGUACUCCACACUUUCCAUUAUACUUGAACAAUUCUAAAAUGUGUUACACCGCCCAUAAGACAAAUGGGAAAAAGGAAUUUCUUGAUAACAAACAAGGAUUGAAAACUUCACCAGCAACAAUGCUUACAAUUGCAAAUUGCUUUUACAAUGAUGCAAUGUGCAUACAGAGAAACCAGUGCUUUACAAGAAGCCCAGACCUUCAAUUUUUUUUUUUUUUU